AUGUGGCUCAGGCUCACCGGCGGGCAAGCGCACGCGCUGGGGGAGGAGGCGGCGGCCGUGGUGCGGCAGGCGGUGAGCUUGGCGGGGCGGCGGGGCCAUGCGCAGGUGACGCCGCUACACAUCGCCAGCGCCAUGCUCGUGGCUUCCCCAGCCACGGCAGGCAUCCUCCGCGCCGCCUGCGCCAGGUCCCAGUCCCUCCCGAUGCAGCACAGCGCGCUCGACCUCUGCCUAGGCAUGGCGCUCGGCCGCCUCCCCUUGGCCAAAGAGGCCAGGCCAGCGUCCGCCGUCGCCCACGAUGCUGACCGCGUCGAGCCGGCGCCGUCGAACGCGUUCGUGGCCGCGCUGAAGCGGGCGCAGGCGCAUCGGGGGCGCAGUGGCGGCAAGGUCGAGCUCGAGCAGCUCGUACUCUCCAUCCUCGACGACCCGAGCGUCGACCGUGUCAUGCGCUCGGCUGGCUUGGCUAGCUCCCAGGUCAGAGCCAGCGUCGUGUCGUCGGAGCAGUUGAGUAGGGCAAGUUCCGACGUCACGCCUUCUCCCAGAUCGGUUCCGAUGAAGGCUAGGGCUGGUGGACAAGCAUCUCUUUCUCUUCAGACCGUCCCGGAACUCCACCCGCCGGUCGUCGCCGACGUCGUCCCGGACGGAAGUGAAUGUCAAGCGAGCAAAGCAAAAUCAGGAUCAGGGCAGCCGGCUUUCUUAUGGGGCACGAAGGGUGCUUUCAGCCGGCCGAAGUUCACGGAGCUCACCGCGCAAAAUCUCAGGAUCCUGUGUGACGCGCUUGAGCAGCGAGUUCCGCGGCACGCAAACAUCGUUCCCGGUAUAUCCAGUACGGUGCUCCGGUGCAGAUCCGGCGUGACGAGACGGAGGGCGGGGAACAGGCCAAUGACAUGUUUGUUCUUCCAAGGAAGGGACGGUGGCGGCAAGAUGGCGAUUGCUCUAGAGCUCGCGAGGCUUGUGUUUGGCUCCUACGCCGAAUUCACCGCCCUGCAGGGAAACACCGACAUCCCUGCGCGCACCGGCAAACUCACCAUCAAGAGGAAGCGAUCACCGGACAACGGCGGCGACAUUGGAGCGAGGCUGCUCGAAGCGAUCGAGGAGAACCCUCACCGCGUAAUACUGAUCGACGGUGUCGACCGACUGGAUCGCAAUUCAGAAAUACUCAUCAAGAAUGCGAUAGCGGGCGGAAGAAUGGUGGGGGGAUGCAACGGCGACGUGGUCGGUCCGGAGGAUGCCAUUGUGGUGUUGACCUCUGACCUGUGUGACUCGACGUAUGUGGCUUCCGCUUCCUCCCCACAGGUGAAGCGACGACAGAACAACGAGGACGAAGAUGAUGUCACAGACAUGGAAGUGAGACCACGUCAUCGUCUCUGUUGGGAUCUGAACGUUUGCGUCGUGGAUGGGGAAGAGGAGGAAGACAAUUUGGCUGACGAUGAGGGGUUCCUGAAUGUUGUGGAUGGUGUUUUCCUUUUCAAUUAGUAGAGGAUAAUCUUCUUUCAAAUGGAUGGCAGGUGUUAGUUAGACCAUGUAGCAUAGUUUAGAGUAGAGUUUAUGAAGUCUAAUAUGAUCAUUUUCCCGCAAAAAAGAGAGUCUAAUGUGAGCAUUUUCUCAGACCAAAGCCCUUGGCCUGACCGUUUUAAUAACCCCUC
Molecule: messenger RNA, 1643 nt
Organism: Triticum urartu
Lineage: Eukaryota; Viridiplantae; Streptophyta; Magnoliopsida; Poales; Poaceae
Source: RefSeq, a predicted model, not a curated record